AGGAAAACAGCCGAGGCCUGGUCAGGAGAGCUCACAACGUCCACCGAGGGUGCUUUCCAGCCUGGGGAAAUUCGUACUAGCAGUAGCACGAGCCAGCUUCUUCUAGGCUGGCUCUGAUGUUAGAAACAAGCACGCAGAUGUGUAUUGGUUUUCAGGCCUGGACGUCGUCUCUGAGGAAUUUAACUCCACCUCUCCUGUCAGAAUGGAAAGUCAACGCCCCCAUUCCCGCCCUUCUCCAAUCCUUCUCUGUCUGCCCAUUUCCCUUGGGUUCUUUUCUGUUACAGAAGUUCUGAUUUUUCCUAGAGAGCUAGAGGAAAGGCAGUACCCAGAGUGGAGUUAUAUUAUCUGUUUCUUUGUUCUGACGGAACCCCAGAGAGGAAAUCACGCUUUGUAACUGGUUCUUCACGAGAAGCAAAUGUGUCCCUGAAAACUUUAGCGGCAGCAUUUGGCACCAGUGAUUUGCCUUCAAGGAAAUUGGAGAGUCUGAAAAUUGGGAACACAUAUCAACAUGGCAAACCUACUGAAAACAGUGAUGACUGGCUGCUCGUGUCCUUUACUUAGCAAUUUGGGGUCCUGUAAGGGUCUACGUGGGAAGAAGAAUUUUUUACGGACAUUUCAUACUCACCAAGCCCUGUGGUGUAAAGCCCCUAUAAAACAAGGAAUUCCAUAUAAGCAACUGACUGUUGGAGUCCCCAAGGAGAUAUUCCAAAAUGAGAAGCGAGUGGCAUUGUCUCCUGCUGGUGUUCAGAGCUUGGUCAAGCAGGGCUUUAAUGUUGUUGUGGAGUCGGGUGCGGGCGAAGCCUCCAAGUUCUCAGAUGAUCACUAUAGAGCAGCAGGUGCCCAAAUCCAAGGGGCGAAGGAGGCACUGGCUUCUGAUUUGGUGGUCAAAGUGCGAGCUCCUAUAGUUAAUCCGACAUUAGGUGUUCAUGAAGUCGACCUUUUAAAGACAUCAGGAACACUGAUUAGUUUUAUUUACCCAGCCCAAAAUCCAGACUUGCUAAAUAAACUUUCCAAAAGAAAAACUACAGUUCUGGCAAUGGACCAGGUUCCAAGAGUCACAAUUGCUCAGGGAUAUGAUGCGCUAAGCUCCAUGGCCAACAUUGCUGGUUAUAAGGCUGUUGUCCUAGCAGCAAAUCAUUUUGGACGUUUUUUUACUGGUCAGAUCACAGCUGCUGGAAAAGUUCCUCCAGCUAAGAUUCUGAUAGUUGGUGGUGGUGUUGCUGGGCUUGCUUCUGCAGGUGCAGCAAAAUCGAUGGGUGCAAUUGUUAGAGGAUUUGACACAAGAGCUGCAGCUUUGGAACAGUUCAAGUCUCUGGGUGCUGAGCCCUUGGAGGUGGACUUGAAGGAAUCUGGUGAGGGACAAGGAGGAUAUGCAAAAGAGAUGUCCAAAGAGUUCAUUGAAGCUGAAAUGAAACUCUUUGCUCAACAAUGCAAGGAGGUAGACAUCCUUAUCAGCACAGCACUUAUUCCAGGUAAAAAAGCUCCAGUUUUAUUUAAUAAAGAAAUGAUUGAGUCAAUGAAGGAAGGUUCAGUUGUUGUGGAUUUAGCUGCUGAGGCUGGUGGAAACUUUGAAACCACAAGGCCAGGAGAACUUUAUAUUCAUAAGGGAAUUACUCACAUAGGCUACACAGACCUGCCCAGCCGAAUGGCCACUCAGGCUAGCACCCUAUAUUCCAACAACAUCACCAAACUCCUGAAGGCCAUCAGCCCAGACAAAGAUAAUUUUUAUUUUGAUGUGAAAGAUGACUUUGACUUUGGUACGAUGGGUCAUGUCAUCAGAGGGACUGUAGUGAUGAAGGAUGGUAAAGUGAUUUUCCCAGCUCCGACACCGAAAAAUAUUCCUCAGGGUACCCCAGUAAAACAGAAGACAGUGGCUGAGCUGGAAGCUGAAAAAGCAGCUACCAUUACACCCUUCAGGAAGACAAUGACGUCGGCUUCUGCGUAUACAGCAGGUCUCACGGGGAUACUGGGUUUGGGCAUUGCGGCUCCCAAUCUAGCCUUUUCUCAGAUGGUGACCACUUUUGGCUUGGCUGGCAUUGUGGGCUAUCAUACCGUCUGGGGAGUGACCCCUGCUCUCCACUCGCCACUGAUGUCUGUGACGAAUGCAAUCUCAGGGCUGACUGCAGUUGGUGGUUUGGCGCUGAUGGGAGGACAUUUGUAUCCUUCCACAACUUCUCAGGGCCUUGCUGCUCUUGCCACAUUCAUAUCCUCUGUCAACAUUGCAGGUGGCUUUCUGGUGACUCAGAGAAUGCUGGACAUGUUCAAGCGUCCCACUGACCCCCCAGAAUACAACUACCUGUAUCUUCUCCCUGCUGGCACCUUUGUUGGUGGAUAUUUAGCUGCCCUCUACAGUGGUUAUGACAUUGAACAGAUCAUGUACCUAGGCUCGGGUUUGUGCUGUGUUGGCGCCUUGGCUGGGCUUUCCACCCAGGGAACAGCUCGUCUUGGAAAUGCAUUGGGUAUGAUUGGGGUUGCUGGAGGACUGGCAGCCACCCUUGGAGUCCUAAAACCGGCCCCAGAAUUACUAGCUCAGAUGUCUGGAGCGAUGGCUUUGGGUGGUACCAUUGGAUUGACAAUUGCCAAACGCAUCCAGAUUUCUGAUUUACCUCAAUUAGUUGCUGCUUUUCACAGUUUAGUGGGUUUGGCAGCUGUACUUACUUGCAUAGCUGAGUACAUUAUAGAAUAUCCACAUUUUGCUACGGAUGCAGCAGCAAAUCUCACCAAGAUUGUGGCUUACCUCGGCACUUACAUUGGUGGUGUCACCUUUAGUGGGUCUCUCAUUGCCUAUGGAAAAUUGCAGGGUCUCCUGAAAUCUGCCCCUCUCCUACUCCCUGGAAGGCACGGACUCAAUGCAGGCUUGCUGGCUGCUAGUGUGGGUGGGAUAAUCCCAUUCAUGUUGGACCCAAGCUUUACCACUGGCAUCAUGUGUCUGGGUUCUGUGUCUGCUCUCUCUGCUAUCAUGGGUGUGACUUUGACAGCUGCUAUUGGGGGUGCCGACAUGCCUGUCGUCAUCACUGUGCUGAACAGCUACUCAGGCUGGGCCCUGUGUGCAGAAGGCUUCCUGCUCAAUAACAAUCUGCUGACCAUCGUGGGUGCACUCAUAGGCUCAUCUGGUGCUAUCCUGUCAUACAUCAUGUGUGUGGCAAUGAAUCGCUCCCUGGCUAAUGUGAUUCUUGGAGGCUAUGGUACCACUUCAACAGCUGGUGGAAAACCCAUGGAAAUUUCUGGCACACAUACGGAAAUCAACCUUGACAAUGCAAUUGACAUGAUUCGAGAAGCUAAUAGCAUUAUUAUUACACCAGGAUAUGGUCUCUGUGCAGCCAAAGCUCAAUACCCUAUUGCUGAUUUGGUAAAGAUGCUCACUGAGCAAGGCAAAAAAGUCAGGUUUGGAAUUCACCCAGUUGCAGGCCGAAUGCCUGGUCAGCUUAAUGUGCUGCUGGCUGAGGCUGGGGUGCCAUAUGAUAUUGUGUUGGAAAUGGAUGAGAUCAACCAUGAUUUCCCAGAUACUGAUUUGGUCCUUGUAAUUGGAGCUAAUGACACUGUUAAUUCAGCAGCUCAAGAAGAUCCCAACUCUAUUAUUGCAGGCAUGCCAGUCCUUGAGGUCUGGAAAUCAAAGCAGGUGAUUGUUAUGAAGAGGUCUUUGGGUGUUGGCUAUGCUGCAGUGGACAAUCCAAUCUUCUACAAACCUAACACGGCCAUGCUUCUAGGUGAUGCCAAGAAAACAUGUGACGCACUCCAGGCGAAAGUUAGAGAAUCCUAUCAGAAGUAAAUAUUAAAGAUCAAGCUGUUGGCUAAUAAAGCCACCUCUGCAGUUGUGGGAACAGUCAAAUAAAGUAUCAGUAUACAUGUACAUCUAUAACAAGCUCUUGGAAGAAAAGACUGAAGGAAGCAAAGCAAAUACUGUAUAGAGAGAUUUUUCAAGAUCAGUAAUCCCUCAGUUUUAAAAAAGGAUUAAAAAUUCUGAAUGUCUUUCUGUGCAUAUUUUUUAGUGUUAGGAAUCAAAAGUAUUUUGUAAAAGAAGAACAGCCUCAUUUCAAAUAUAAUUCUGUUGGAUUUUUUAUGCCUCCUCAGUAACCAGAAAUGUUUUAAGAAACUAAGUGUUUAGGAUUUCAGGGCUUACAUUAUACAUGGAUCUGAAAUAUCUGGUACAAUGUAAACAUUGCAGGCAACUGCAUUUUGUGUGUUUUUUUUUUUCCAACAAAUGUGACUAAUUUGAAACUUGUAUGAACUUCUGAGCUCUCCCCUCGCUAUUUAACCAUAGUCUGAAUUAACCAUAUCAAAUUGGUUUUAAUUUUUUAAACUGUACUUCAGAGUCUAUAUUUCAAGGGCGUAUUUUCUCACUACUAUUUUAAUACAUUAAAGGACUAAAUAAUCUUUCAGAGAUGCUGGAAACAAAUCAUUUGCUUUAUAUGUUUCAUUAGAACACCAAUGGAACAUACAACUUGAAAAUUAAUGUUAGUUAUAUUUUUGAAAAUUCCAUUUCUAAUUGGAGAUCUCUUCAAUUUCAAUCAACGUAUAAUGUGUAGUACUGUAUUAAGUGCACUUGAGUGGAAUUGAACAUUUGACUAAUAAAAUGAGUUCAUCAUGUUGGCAAGUGAUGUAGCAAUGAUCUCUGGUGACAAAAGUAAAAUCAAGUAUUUCUGCCUGCUAUAAAUAUCAGUGGAAGACCUGAUACUAUGAAAUAGAUGAAAUUAAUCUGUCUUCACUGUUUACAAUAAGAAUGGAUUUUGUUUUCAAAUCAGUGUGUGUUUUGAGGUCUUAUGUAAUUGAUGACAUUUGAGAGAAACGGUGGCUUUUUUUUAGCUACCUCUUUGUUUAUCUAAGCACCAGUAAAGAUCAUGUCUUUUUAUAGAA
This is a messenger RNA of Callithrix jacchus (white-tufted-ear marmoset), 4854 nucleotides long. RefSeq names its product nicotinamide nucleotide transhydrogenase (gene NNT). Gene Ontology annotation, cellular component: mitochondrial inner membrane. Gene Ontology annotation, molecular function: oxidoreductase activity; NADP binding. Gene Ontology annotation, biological process: NADPH regeneration; proton transmembrane transport. The record is from RefSeq and is a predicted model, not a curated record. Lineage: Eukaryota; Metazoa; Chordata; Mammalia; Primates; Cebidae.